Molecule: messenger RNA, 567 nt
Organism: Mesorhabditis spiculigera
Lineage: Eukaryota; Metazoa; Nematoda; Chromadorea; Rhabditida; Rhabditidae
Source: the annotation of a GenBank genome assembly
AUGACGUUCGGCUACGGCGAUAUUGGCAACGAGGGGCCGAAGAUGAACGGCGACGCGAACACAACGACGAUCACCCAAGAACGAAAAAAUGCGCUGCUCUCGAAGCAAGAAGAGCCCGGCUCCUCGCUGAACGGCGCCGACUCGUUGACGGAUCUACGAAAACGGCUGACCGGACUGACGCGCGACACGAGCUUCACCAGCAGCAGUACGACCAUUAAUGACAAGUUCCAAUCAGCCUUGCUGGCCUCCCGGAAGUCGAGUCUUGUCGAGGACUCCGAAGCUCACGAUUCACAAGAAAUGCCAGUCAAUCUGGCGACCUCCCUUCGUCCCGUGCUCCAGCAAGGCAUUUUGCGGUUGAUGAUCUAUCAGGAGAUCUGUGGGCAGAUGCUGAACAGCGGCUACUAUCAACUCAUCGACAAGUCGGACAAGCUAUUAAUGCGUCUGCAGCGGCUUGUUCAAAAGGACCCUGGGCUCUACUAUCCGACCAGCGUGUUGACCAGUAUUCAGGUGCACGUCCUCAACCAGGUCGAUGUCAUGCGGGCCGCGUUGGAUGUAGGGUACGGUAGC